This is a messenger RNA of Ipomoea nil (Japanese morning glory), 1182 nucleotides long. RefSeq names its product acyl-protein thioesterase 2. The transcript has 10 exons. NCBI's taxonomy places the organism in Eukaryota, Viridiplantae, Streptophyta, Magnoliopsida, Solanales, Convolvulaceae. The record is from RefSeq and is a predicted model, not a curated record. Bases 178 to 945 code for a protein of 255 amino acids. Gene Ontology annotation, molecular function: hydrolase activity.
UAGUGUUAUAGUUAUGAGUAGAUAUAUAGACUGAAACGAGAGCGAUACAUCAUACAUCACAACUGAGACUUUCUACGCACAGGAGAGAGCGAGGCGCUUCGGAAACUGCGCGUCAUCGAGAUUUCAGGUGAAAUAUACAAUUGUUCUAACAGUCUGCUCUCAGUUUUGUUUGAAGGAAUGAGUUUCACUGGCUCUUCUGUAGCUUCUGCUGGUAGAACUGCUGGAAGGUCAUUCAACUUUGGACGGACUUAUGUGGUGAAGCCCAAAGGUAAACACCAGGCAACUAUUGUUUGGUUGCAUGGCCUUGGAGACAAUGGCUCUAGCUGGUCCAGUCUUUUAGAGACUCUUCCUCUUCCAAAUAUUAAAUGGAUCUGUCCAACGGCCCCUCAGCGGCCAAUAACUUUAUUUGGAGGCUUCCCUUCAACUGCCUGGUUUGAUGUGAAUGAGCUUUCCGAAAAUGCAAUUGAUGAUGUAGAGGGCCUGGAUGCUUCAGCGGCAUAUGUGGCAAGCUUGUUGGCUACUGAGCCUUCUGAAAUCAAACUUGGUGUCGGAGGCUUUAGCAUGGGUGCUGCAACCUCCCUUUACUCUGCAACUUGUUUCACGCAUGGGAAGUAUGAGAAUGGAAACUCGUACCCUGCCAACUUAAGUGCAGUUGUUGGAUUAAGUGGCUGGCUUCCUUGUGCAAAGACUUUAAGCAACAAAAUGGCAGGGGUAGAGGAGGCUGCAAGGCGGGCUGCUUCACUGCCUAUCCUGCUUUGUCACGGCAAAGGAGAUGAUGUCGUUCCAUACACGUUUGGCGAGAAGUCAUCCCAAAAGUUGAUUUCAUCCGGAUUUCCAGAUGUCGCAUUCAAAUCAUACACAGCCCUCGGUCACUACACUAUCCCAGAGGAGAUGGAUGAAGUUUGUGCAUGGUUAACCUCCAAGCUCGGGCUCGAUGGGAAAUAGUUAUCUUCCCAUUUUGUUAAUUUUGAUUGUUGCUCAAAGGGCACUAUGGUGAUAUGAAGGUUGCAAAAUUGCUUUGUUUUUUGUUUUUUUUUUUUCAUCUUUUUUAAUGGAUUGUAUUUGACAAGUAUUCCAUCCAGAAGGUUGUAGCUUUACUCAUAUUGUAUGAAUUUAUGGACCUUUAAAUUAUCUCUUUAUUGGCUUGGGGGAAGUAAACAGUGCUAUUUGGUAAUUUCCACU